Parathielavia appendiculata is the source of this 885-nucleotide messenger RNA. RefSeq lists its product as uncharacterized. The record is from RefSeq and is a predicted model, not a curated record. NCBI's taxonomy places the organism in Eukaryota, Fungi, Ascomycota, Sordariomycetes, Sordariales, Chaetomiaceae. The transcript has 2 exons. Gene Ontology annotation, cellular component: mitochondrial inner membrane. Gene Ontology annotation, biological process: proton transmembrane transport; potassium ion transport. Bases 1 to 885 code for a protein of 294 amino acids.
AUGCGCCUCUAUCUCUUGCCCAUCUCAACGAGGCGCACCCUUCUCUACUGCCAGCGGCUCGACGCGCCGACCUCGGGAAAGCAGACCUGGUCCGACUGGCUCCAGGCCAAGGCCGCCCGCACAUGGUCCGGCUGGGAGAAGAAGGAGUCUGGCUGGCAGAAGCAGGUAGUCAGCUACGGUAACCAGGUGCUGCGCCGAAUUCCCUACGAGGAAUGGGGGCUCAAAUCGGUGCCCCCGCUGUCGCAGCGCCGCAUGCAGGUCGAGCUGAACGGCAAUGAGAAGGUCGAGGUUGUCUACCCCAAGACCCUGCUGGCCAUGGACAGGGUGCCCAAGCUACUGCGCUUGCUGGCGACCGAGAGGCAGGCGCUACACAAGAGGAGACUGGUCUGGUGUUUUAUUGGCAUGCCUAUCACGGCGCCCGUUGCGCUCCUCCCUGUCGUUCCCAAUAUACCCUUCUUUUACUUGGUUUACCGCGCCUGGUCGCACUGGCGAGCGCUAUCCGGCGGGAAACACAUACAGUUUCUUCUCGACAACAACCUCCUCGCCCUGGCCCCGUCCCCCGUCCUUGACGAGGUGUAUGCCCAACAGAAAGAGCUCCUGCCUUCCAGUCCGAAACCGACAAUAAUGGACUCAAAUGAGAAAGUCGUCACCGACUCCGACCCCCUCAACUCGCCGAACGGCGCGCAGAAUCCAGACGGCGAGACAAUGCUGCUGUCGCAGGCCAAGGGCAAGGAGAUGACCCAGGCACUAGACCUGCCCCAACUCGAGGUUGAGCUCGAGCGGGCCAUAUGGCAGGUUGAGACGGCCAUCAAGAAGCGCAAUGCCGAGGUGGCUGCCAAGGCUGCGCAGCAAACGCCCAGCGACGACGAAGAAAAGUCGCAAUGA